Lemur catta (Ring-tailed lemur) is the source of this 2910-nucleotide messenger RNA. RefSeq names its product solute carrier family 5 member 2 (gene SLC5A2). Lineage: Eukaryota; Metazoa; Chordata; Mammalia; Primates; Lemuridae. Gene Ontology annotation, cellular component: plasma membrane. The record is from RefSeq and is a predicted model, not a curated record. Gene Ontology annotation, biological process: transmembrane transport; sodium ion transport. Gene Ontology annotation, molecular function: D-glucose:sodium symporter activity.
UGGGGCAGGUGGCCCUCCCGUCCUUCGCACUAAAGAUAUCGGGUGAACCCAAGGCUGGAAAGGGCGGCGACCUGCACAGGAUUGUGCAGACAGCGCAGCCAGGACAAGGACUCAAACUGGGGCUCCAUGGAAGCUUCCCGCCCCCAUUAUUCCCUCCUCAGCUCCCUGUGUUCUUGGAAUAAGCACUUAAUGUGUCCCCACUUCCUGCCCUGCCUUUGUUUGGUUCUCAGAUUUUUUUUUCCCCCUUAAAGGACCUUUAGGGAUGGCUCUCCUUCCACAAGUGCCAAUUUAUUUAUGCGCACCCUUUGGAUAUGGGCACUAAGGCGUGGGCUGUGCAGUGGGACUGCAGAGGUGAAUCAGAUCAGUCUCAGCUCUUGAAGAGUCUCUAGUCUGUUGAGGAGACAGACCUGGAUCCAACAAGGCCCGCACAGUGUGCUCAGAACUGUAUCAGAAAAGUCGGAGAAGUCUUUCUUAAAGAGGUGACAGGCUGGGCACUGAGGGCUGAGGAGUUGGCCAUUUGGGAGGCAGGGGCCAGUCCCGCAAGGGGCAGAUCCUGGGUAGAAUGGAGGAACACACGGAGGCAAGCUUGGCACCAGAGCCAGAGGUCCAGAGGGUCCUAAUCGACAAUCCUGCUGAUAUCCUGGUCAUUGCUGCUUAUUUCCUGCUGGUCAUUGGUGUUGGCUUGUGGUCUAUGUGCAGAACCAACAGAGGCACUGUCGGCGGCUACUUCCUGGCAGGACGAAGCAUGGCGUGGUGGCCGGUUGGGGCCUCUCUCUUCGCCAGCAACAUCGGCAGCGGCCACUUUGUGGGGCUGGCAGGGACUGGUGCUGCAAGCGGCUUGGCUGUGGCUGGAUUUGAGUGGAAUGCGCUGUUCGUGGUGCUGCUACUCGGCUGGCUCUUUGCUCCGGUGUACUUGACGGCAGGUGUCAUUACAAUGCCGCAGUACCUACGCAAGCGCUUUGGUGGCCAUCGUAUCCGCCUCUACUUGUCUGUGCUUUCGCUUUUUCUGUACAUCUUCACCAAGAUCUCGGUGGACAUGUUCUCCGGGGCAGUAUUCAUUCAGCAGGCUCUGGGCUGGAACAUCUACGCCUCCGUCAUCGCGCUCCUGGUCAUCACCAUGAUUUACACUGUGACAGGAGGGCUGGCAGCGCUGAUGUACACAGAUACCGUGCAGACCUUCGUCAUUCUCGGGGGGUCCUUCAUCCUCAUGGGUUACGCCUUCCACGAGGUGGGCGGGUAUUCGGGCCUCUUCCACAGAUACCUGGGGGCAAUGACCUCGCUGACGGUGUCCGAGGACCCGGCCGUGGGCAACAUCUCCAGCUCCUGCUACCGACCCCGGCCCGACUCCUACCACCUGCUUCGGGACCCUGUGACGGGGGACCUGCCGUGGCCCGCAGUGAUCCUAGGGCUCACCAUCGUCUCGGGCUGGUACUGGUGCAGCGACCAGGUCAUAGUGCAGCGCUGCCUGGCCGGGAAGAGCCUGACUCACAUCAAGGCGGGCUGCAUCUUGUGCGGCUAUCUGAAGCUGAUGCCCAUGUUCCUCAUGGUCAUGCCAGGCAUGAUCAGCCGCAUUCUCUACCCGGACGAGGUGGCAUGUGUGGUGCCUGAGGUGUGCAAGCGUGUGUGUGGCACCGAGGUGGGCUGCUCCAACAUCGCCUACCCGCGGCUCGUCGUGAAGCUCAUGCCCAACGGUCUUCGCGGACUCAUGCUGGCCGUCAUGCUGGCAGCGCUCAUGUCCUCGCUGGCCUCCAUCUUUAACAGCAGCAGCACGCUUUUCACCAUGGACAUCUACACGCGCCUGCGGCCCCGCGCAGGCGACCGGGAGCUGCUGCUAGUAGGAAGGCUCUGGGUGGUGUUCGUCGUGGCCGUGUCAGUGGCCUGGCUACCCGUGGUGCAGGCAGCACAGGGUGGGCAGCUCUUCGAUUACAUCCAGUCAGUUUCCAGCUACUUGGCGCCACCCGUGUUUGCCGUCUUCCUGCUGGCGCUCUUUGUGCCCCGUGUCAACGAGAAGGGUGCCUUCUGGGGACUGACUGGGGGCCUGCUGAUAGGCCUGGCACGCCUUAUUCCUGAAUUCUCCUUUGGCACUGGGAGCUGCGUGCGGCCCUCGGCAUGCCCAGCGCUCCUCUGUGGCGUGCACUACCUCUACUUUGCCAUCGUGCUCUUCCUCUGCUCCGGCCUCCUCAUUCUCAUAGUCUCUCUGUGCACUGCACCCAUCCCUCGAAAGCAUCUCCACCGCCUGGUUUUCAGUCUCCGGAACAGCAAGGAGGAACGCGAGGACCUGGAUGCUGAUGAGCUGCAAGGCGCGUCGCUCCCUGUACAGAGCGGGAGCCCAGAGCACGCGGUGGAGACAGAGGGUAAGGCACUGUCUGAGGACGAGGGCCGGGGAAUGGGGCAGCCAAAUUCCUGCAAACUAACUGUGGAGCCUCAAUUUCUCCCAGAGCCACAGUCCCCAUCACCAAGCCUCCUCCGCCAGUGUCUGCUCUGGUUCUGUGGAAUGAGCAGGGGUGGGGCAGGUGGUCCUCCACCCCCUACCCAGGAGGAGGUGGCUAUAGCAGCCAGGCAGCUGGAGGAUAUCAGCGAGGACCCACGCUGGGCCCGUGUGGUCAACCUCAAUGCCCUGCUCAUGAUGACCGUGGCGGUGUUCCUCUGGGGCUUCUAUGCCUAAGGCCAACUGUGUUGGACAACAGGAACCACAGCAAGGGCAGGGCUCAUCCUCACAAUAAGUGGGAGUGGGUGGCCUGCAGUGGUCCCCAGAAAAGGGGAAAGGGCAGCAGUGGGGUGGGAAGCUCCUCGUUCUCUUUUUCUCUGCCUUAUCUCCUCCUGGGGCCCAGUCUAUCUGACUGGCAGUCACUUCCCAUGAGGCCUUGGCCACUCUGCCAUAGCAGCUCCCCUAAGCAGAAAUAAAGCUGC